AUGCAGUUAAACAGACAGAACCGUUCUCUGAAGAGGAAGAGUAUGCUCUUUAUGUCCCGCCUUGGUGCUGAUGUCGUUGCUGAGAUCAGUCUGGAUGAUGAAAAUGAUGAAGAUCCACAGGAGGAGGAGUCAGGAGUCUGUAGCUCCUUCCAAUGUCAGAUUGUCAUUACAGAGCUGAGGGAUAAACUAGAAGUGAUCCUGGCUGAGAAGAAGCAGACUGUGAUUGAUCUGGAGACGACAAGAGAGCAGCUCUGCCAAACUAGACAGGAAGUAUUUUCUCAAUAUGCUCUAGAUGAGUUUGAGGCCUUGCAAGAUGAUCUAAAGCUUGAGAGGGACCUGCGAUCUGAAGCAGAGAAGUUUGCACAUGAGAUGCUAGUUGAGCAGAAGAAGCUGAAAAGACAAAGCCAGAUGUUGAUCCAAAGUGUGUCUCCAACAGAAGCUCUACAGAAAGCUCUGGCAGAGAUCAACACACUGACACACACUUUAGAGACACAGAGACUGGAGCAUCAACAGCAGGUGAAGGCUCUUGAAGAGCAGAUACAUGGCAGCGAAUUAAAGAAGCAGCUGACAGCUUUACAGAGACAGAUUGAAUUGCUGGAUGAGGAGAGAAAAGAGUGGCAGCACAAACACACUAAAGCUGAAACCGAGGCUAAAGACCUCAGAUUCACAGUGGAGGAUCUGAAAAAGAAGCUCCAGCAGGUCUCCAAUCCACCACCAGCUGCCCCAGGACCCCCUCCUCCACCCCCGCCCCCACCUCCUCCACCUCCACCUCCUGCCUCCUCAAGCAACCCACUCAGCUCAUUACUCGCUAUGCUUCGUAAGAAAAAAGACGUGAGCACUGAAACUGCAUUAGUGGAGAAGGACUCCUCUGAGAAAACCCCAGAGAAGGACAUCAGACAGCAAGCUGUGGAUGAGAUGAUGCAACGCAUCAAAAAAGGAGUUCAAUUGCGACGUGUUUCCCAGAGAACCAACAGAGCCAGACCAGGACCGAAAGAAGGGACAAAUUCUGCCAUACAGGACCUUCAGGGAAUCCUGAACUCAGUCAAGAGUCCCGGCCCCUCCUGCUCGCCUGGGACAUGCCCUCCAUCGCCAUCACAGAAGUCUGAGCUGGAGAAAGCCCUGGAGAGACGGAGGGGAGCACUGAAAGCUGCAAAGAAUAACACGAAUUCCAGUACUGCCCUGAAUCUGCCCCAGAUUAAGCAAACCCAGUCAGAACCAGGCCAGAACACAAGGGACCAGGUUCAGGACACACCGCAACACAACAACCACAAUAUGCACUGAUCAACUCAAGCCUUCAUAGGAGCUCAUAGGUUGUAAAUCUGGAGCACAUGGAAUGAAAAAGUCUUCAGGAAGGAAAAUACGAACACAUUACACACACACACACACAAUUAACUUAAUUUUGUGGACAAUCACACAAAAUAAUUAUAUGGUGGGCAAGUCUAUGUGGAAAUGUUCACUGUGACUUCUGUGAAAAAUAUUAAAAUGUAUUAAAAAUUGUGGG
This is a messenger RNA of Sinocyclocheilus grahami, 1501 nucleotides long. RefSeq names its product shootin-1-like. The record is from RefSeq and is a predicted model, not a curated record. Gene Ontology annotation, cellular component: axonal growth cone; cell leading edge; cytoplasm. The coding region runs from base 1 to 1281 and encodes 426 amino acids. NCBI's taxonomy places the organism in Eukaryota, Metazoa, Chordata, Actinopteri, Cypriniformes, Cyprinidae. Gene Ontology annotation, biological process: positive regulation of neuron migration; neuron projection morphogenesis. The transcript has 13 exons.